CACCCCGCUGCUGGGCGGGGGUCGGCGCGGUGAGCCGGGUGAGUCAGGCCUAGGGAGCGGCCCCGAGGCUGGCGCACCGGAGCUGCCGAAUCAGAUCCGCAAGGCCUCGGGGCCUGGCGAGCUGGACGGGCGUUGCCCAGGUGUAAAGCAGGGGGGCAGGCAGACCCGUCAGGUGUCUGAUCGGGUAUCUCUCUGCGGAUCGGCCUGCCGUGGUCUGGGGUCCAGGAGUGACGCUUGGCGCUUGUACAGCACUCUCCAGCCACUGAGCUCAAGGGACAGAUUGCAAGAAGACCCUCCUGUGGGUGUCAGUGGUGCACCAUCUGAGAAUAACAUUAUGCAAUGGAAUGCAGUUAUAUUUGGGCCAGAAGGUACCCCUUUUGAGGAUGGUACUUUUAAACUAAUAAUAGAAUUUUCAGAAGAAUACCCAAAUAAGCCUCCAACUGUUAGAUUUUUAUCAAAAAUGUUUCAUCCGAAUGUUUAUGCGGAUGGUAGCAUAUGUUUAGACAUCCUUCAGAAUCGCUGGAGUCCAACGUAUGAUGUUUCAUCUAUUUUAACUUCAAUUCAGUCUCUGCUUGAUGAACCUAAUCCAAACAGUCCUGCAAACAGUCAGGCAGCACAACUUUAUCAGGAAAACAAACGUGAAUAUGAGAAAAGAGUUUCAGCUAUUGUUGAGCAAAGCUGGAACGAUUCAUAAUAGAUGACUACUUUGUUAAUCUUCCUCUUCAUAAUCAUUGUGUACAAUUUAACACUCAGUAGAAAGGCUACCAGAAAUUUUAAGUGCCACAUGUUCUAAGGAUUUGCAUACAAACAUGUUUGCAAAAAAAUUAAGCCCUUCAGUUUAGAAACUUUAAAAGCUUGUGUAUCUUGAUUAAUGUACUUUUUAUUGCAUGGUAUGAACUAAGUUAUUGCUACAUAAAUUUGUAAUAUAUCCUGUUUGUAUUUUUUUUCCAAGUGUAUAAUGUUGAUGUGGAGUUUUCAUGAAAGAAUAUACACAUUUUGUAAAUCUGUACUUUUUCAAAUAUUGAAUGCCUUAUUUUUGAAUUCUUUAGAUUUUUAAAUUGGAGAAAAGCACUUAAAGUUUUUAUAUAUAAAUAUUACAUGUAAAACUGUUAAAUACAUAACCUCAGUGCAAGACAUUCUUUUGUUAAUUUCUUUUGUAUCUCUUUCAAAGGGCUUAGUUUUAGUGUUGAAUCUUUUUUCUCUUGAUAAAUGCUAAUAUUAUGCACUUUACAAAUAUGAGGAAAACUUUGCUGUGAUGUGUAACUCAUUAAUAGUCUUCAGUGGAGAUAUGUCUACCUACACUGGAGCUUAAUUUGGUCCUGUAAGUCUUCUUGCUCAUAUGUGGUAGGGAAGUAUCUGCCCUAUUUUACAGAUGGGGAAACUGAGGCACAGAUAAGUGACUCGUCUAAAGUCACACUGCAGUCAGUGGUACAGCUGCAACCAGAACCCAUAUCAUCUGACUCUGUCCUGCGUUUUGGCCUGUAGGCCAUCCUUUUUCUCACUAAUACAAGCUUUAUUAGUAUCACUGUUGCAUACAUGUAUAAGGUGCUUAAUAGCUUGUCACAUGCAGGGAAAGUAUUAAUGACUUAACAAGUCUUUCACAUCUUAUAUUAACACAUGAAAUAGGUUUACUAUAACUUGAUCUCUGAUCAUCCAGAAUUGCGUAAUUCCUAAACAAGAGGUCUUGUGUAUUACUGUACAAGUUGAUACAUAAUAGGAUAAUAAUAUUAUUAUUUACUCUUCCUUAAAUUGUGUGUAUGGGAUUUUCUGAAUUUUAUCUAUCAUGUAUCACAUACUGUUACUGAGAUGUAUUUUUGAUGUUUAUUUUCUAAUUGUAGCCAAACAGUUGGCUCUCUUACCCAUUCCACCUAGAAAACAAACUCCUGCAAGACACAAUGUUUUCAGAGAACCGCAUUUUAAAUGUGACUGUAAAAGUGAUAUCAUCUAGUUCCGUGGCUAUUUCUCAGAGACUCGAGAUCAAAUUUGUUUAGUUUACAAUUAAUGUCAGGUGGGGUUUUUCUAACUGCCACUUUAAUAACUUCUCCAUGCAAUCGGAAAGUUAGGUUGGGUCCUAGUAAUAUCACGUCAUCUGUAAUGAAGAUUGUACAGGCUCUAUUUUGUCCCCAGCGAUACACAUGCAAUCUCUUAGACUUCAGAUUGCAUCCUCCAUUACCUGUGUACAACCAUGCAAUCUCAACGGGGGUUGUACAAGUAUAAGGCAUGACAGAAACUGCAUUUCUAUCUUAGUUAACAGUUUUGCUGAGGAUGUACAAGCCAGCACAAACUUAUUUUUAUCAUUAAACUAAGGACUUGUCUACACAGGGAAGUAAGUGCAAAGUAAUCUAGGGUGUGAAUUUAGAGCACACUAGCUCUUGCCUACCAGCUACCUGUGUGGACACUUAUUGUGCAUUGAAUGCCUACAGGUAAUUUAGUGUAAGCUACUGUGCACAAAGACAUUUUUAGUGUGCAGUAAGAGUGUCUACUGGGGCAGUUAGUGCAGAGUAGUUAGUGUGCACCAGCUGCUAUGGCCUAUUUUUUUCCCAUGUAGACAAGCCCUUGGCAUACAUUGAAAAUACACAGGAUACCAAUGCAACAAAGGUGAUAUUAAUCACUUUGCCAAACUGCAUUUUAAGGACUAAUUUUAGGAUGUUGUGCAAAUGAAUAAUAAAAAGAGAGCAAGGUAAAUAUAUGCCAGUGUAUCGUUCAAUACUCUCCUUGAAAAAACAGACGUUUAAUUUGGCUCCAGUUUUUGAAACUGAAAGACUCUUUGAAAUGCUGGCAGGUAAAAGCAAGUUCUGUCUUUAUUGAUACACUGAUGCAGUAAACAGUUGUAUUAUAAUUUUCCAUGAACUAUUUACCAACUUUUGCAUGUAUUGAUAUUCGAUUUCAAAACUGGAACUGAAACAGUAUAUGCCCAACAGAGAAACACCAUCCAAUUGAAUAUAGGACCUCACUUUGCUCAGCCAAUUACGGUACAUAAUGAAAAUAACUUUGUAUUGGUCAUCCUUAACAUUAUGUGCCUCCUUCCUUUCUCCAACCAUAGAUGAAAUGUAUUCAUCUAGAAUGUUAAUGAAGUCCUCCUCAUUGUCCUUUAAAUUCUCUUCUGUGAUGCAUAUAAAAAAAUUUGCAAUGGUUAGGCAGCUGGUUGAUUCUGACUGCUGCUGCUUAUACUGACCUGUGUUGUCUCACUGUUACCUUGAACUUCCCUCUCUACUGCAUCUGCCCACAGUCUCUCAUCUUGUGCUUAAGCUGUAAGCUCUUCAGGGCUGGGACUGUCUCUUUGUGUUUAUAUGGGGCCUGGCACAGUAGGGCUCAGAUCUAUGGCUGGAGCCCACUGGUGCUACCAUAAUAUAAAUAACAGAACCAUGGGAUGUUAAGAGAAGACUUAUACCUGAUCAUGGAUAAAUCUGAAAUGUCUCCACAUUGAAAAAACAUUGUCAAAUUACUGUUUCAAACAGCACAGCAUCUCACAAUGAUUGCCCUGCCAAUAAUAGGUGUUUUGAAGCUAUCAAUUCACAGGUAGGUAAUAAACCAAAGAAAUUUUCCCAUAAACUGAAGUUAUUUAUGAAGAUAAUGAUGGAGUGAAGUCACUGCCGCCAAAAGAUACUAAAGCAAGAGAAAGUGUUCCAGAGUGCUGAGGCAGCUGCUUUAUUUACUUUCAGAUGCAAAAUGAUCUGGAGAUCGCCACUUGUAGGUGAAAGGAUAGAAUGGGCUGUAAUUAAUUGUUUUGGGGGGAUGACAGUAGUUCUCUGCACAGUUGUUUCUGGAGAAUUUGGUGUACAGCAGGGAUAUUAGAAACUAAGCUCCUAAGACUGUGUAUAUUAAUUUUAAAUCUUUUGAAGAACAUAUUCCAUUAUGUUACUCUAAGAGCUGUUCAGAUGAGUAAUUUAUUAAUGUUACUUUCCUCGAUAGCCACAAGUUUAGCACUAUGUAUUUCAACUUCUUGAUAAAUAUAUGCUUUUAUUUAAAACUACUGGGAAUGCUUUGAAUUUUUCAUCCCCAGAAGCUCUUGAUACAAUCUGCUGUGUAAACAGAUUAUUUAUAGCCUUUGUAACUCAGGUGGCUGAUUUAAGAGAGAAUAUCAAAGAAAGAUGAAUGUACAGAAGUUGGAUUUUGUGCUAGCCCAUUGCAAAUAUAACCGUAGUUUUACUUUCUUUGACUACUCUCCAAACAUGGUCUUUAUCGUGUUUAGGGUAACAUUGCAUAACUAUGUGCAGUACUUGUGGACUGAGAUAUGGAAGUACAAGUGUCACUCUAGCAACUUUUAUAUUGGCAGAAAGUCCAAAUAAUUUAGGCCUGCUCAUACUACCACUGAAAGAGAGGUUUGUUGUUACAGAAGCAGAUUCUUAACACUUAGGAAAACUGGCCAGUUCCCAGGGGGAUUCAGGGUGGGCAAUAGGUAAUUUGAAGGGCUUUAGGGCACCAUAGUAGAGAUGAAGCUAGGUCUGUUUCUGCUGGAAGGAGGGGCUAGCUGAGGCCUCCUGCUUGAAGGGAAUCCCAUUCUUCCUUCCCCUCCCCUUCUUGGGGAUACUCCCUCUCCUCAGCCAACCUUCUGUGAGAUGCCUUUCCUUCCACCAACCUAGCAGAGGAAAAGUGGCACUGGUCUGCAGCAGCGAGCGAGGUGGGGGCUGGACAUUUCUUUACAUGGAAUGUGGAUCAGCUCUGGGAGGAAAAACAGGAUGGUUGCUGAGAGCAGGUAGGUGCUGUUUGGGGGUGAGAGGAAAUGAGGAUGGGUACUGUUCAAGUGGUCAUGACAGGGAUAGAAAGAUAAGGAAGUCCUUAUUUUUCAGAGGGAAGGAUGAAAUGGGGUGAAGGGCCGAAGACAAGUAUCUACCACCUCAGUGUACUUGUUCUUAGCCUAAGAAUCUUAGGGUGCUGAGUGGGGACAGCAGCUUUUCUUGGCUUGGGUAAAUAGAGUUCAUUACAACUUCCCCUCUCUGGCUGUCAAGUAUCAGAGGGGUAACCGUGUUAGUCUGGAUCUGUAAAAACAGCAAAGAGUCUUGUGGCACCUUAUAGACUAAUAGAUGUUUUGGAGCAUGAGCUUUCAUGGGUGAAUACCCACUUCGUCUGGCUGGUGCAGUGAGAGCUUCCCUUCCUCUGUCUACUGUAACUACUAUUUCUCCCCCCGCUUGGCUGCGAGAUCACUGCUCACAAUUGCUUGAAAUUGAUACUUCUGAAUUCUAAGAUGCGCAUUAGUACAAUGGUGGUGGUUUUCAAUCUUUUGGCAUCUUGUUUUAAAGGAAUAGUAAUUUGAAAGGAUGUAGAAUAAAGAUCUUUAAUUUUGUCCCAUUUCAAAGUCCUUCCCUGUUGCUAGUCUAAACUCACUGUAUCAACUUUAGUAACAACUUUUCAGCUGUAACUUUCUACAUUGCUACUGAAGCAUGAAAAAAAGGGAAAAUAUAUGAUUAUAACAAAAAACAUGAUUUUUUAAAAAGGUGGUCACAUGACUGUUAAAUAAUGCUGACCUCUAGUGGAAAAGUAAUAAAUAUACUCGACUGCAGGUUUCCCUUCUGAUAAGCCUGGUGCAAGAGUGAGUAAAUUAGGCAGAAACCUAUGGGAUCUCUAGGGAAGAAUAUUUUUGGGAAGCAACGUAUUCAGUUUCCAAAGUCCAGGACACACACUGUCUAGGUAGUUCUGCAACUCAAAGGUAAGCAGAACACUAGCCACUUAAUAAGAAAGUGAGUGCAAAUGAUACAAAUUAAAAAGUGCAUUUAUUUACAAAAAGCUGUAUGUGAAAGAUGGCUGCUACUCCUUAAUAAGAGUCUGCAAAGCAAUUGGGGAAAUGCAUACAAAGGGUACGUCCAUGCUACCCGCCCGGGUCGGCGGGUAGCGAUCGACUUCUCGGAGUUCGAUAUAUCGCGUCUCAUCUAGACGCGAUAUAU
Molecule: messenger RNA, 5882 nt
Organism: Mauremys reevesii (Reeves's turtle)
Lineage: Eukaryota; Metazoa; Chordata; Testudines; Geoemydidae
Gene: UBE2B
Product: ubiquitin conjugating enzyme E2 B
Exons: 6
Coding region: 335-694 (119 amino acids)
Biological process (GO): proteasome-mediated ubiquitin-dependent protein catabolic process; protein polyubiquitination; DNA repair
Cellular component (GO): HULC complex
Molecular function (GO): ubiquitin conjugating enzyme activity
Source: RefSeq, a predicted model, not a curated record